CCCGCCAAAGCCGCAGCUCGUCACCGCACCAUUGUGGGCCGUUGUGCAGGCAGUCCUUCUUUCGCCUUCGUCGCUCCUCGCGCCCUCGCUCUUUGAGUCUUUGUCUUGUACUUUGCAUGCACUGCGUCGACGCUGAUUCCCGCUGCACGCGCGGCUCCUCCACCACCCCUCCGCGGCGCCCUCACUCCCUCUCGCUCGCCGCCGACGCAUUCAGGACUGGAGCCUCGGGCAAAAUCCCAUGAGAAGAGACGGCCCAGCAUGGCAGCCACAAAAUUAGUAAAGCCUGGGGCGCUGGGAGCGCAGCACACCGCCGGAAUCUACUCGGACAUGACCGUCGACGGGCCUGUGAUUGGCACUCUGGUAGCCAUCAUCGACCGCGCCAAAAACCUGCCGAACCGCCGGUCUAUGGGAAAGCAGGACCCGUACUGCGCUGCUCGCCUGGGGAAGGAAGCAAAGAAGACGACAACAGACCGCCGCGGCGGGCAGACGCCAAGAUGGGACCAAGAACUCCGAUUCACCGUCCACGAUUCGGCCGACUACCACCAGCUCAAGGUGUCCGUGUUCAACGACGAUAAGAAGACGGAGCUGAUCGGGGAGACGUGGGUCAAUCUCGAGGCUGUCAUCAUUCCAGGCGGCGGACAGAGCGACAUCUGGCACGGCUUGAACUGCAGGGGCAAAUACGCCGGAGAGAUCCGCAUUGAGCUCACGUACUACGACACGCGCCCGAAGGAGGAGAAGGCACCGGUAGAGAGGAAACAACCGGCCGCAAGGCCAGGAGGGAGCCCGGCGGUUGGCGGGCCGCGCGAAAGCACGCCUGUUAAGCGGAGGCCGCUGCCUUCGGACCCUACGGGAGCCUCACCUUCGCCAGUUAACACCGCAGAGCAGCGCGGACUGCGGGGGAUCCAGGCAGGUCCGCGUAGUUAUGGCAGUCCUCGCCACGAGCACACCCCGAGCAAGGCGCGAUCAAGCCAGCAAGCAGACACACCGCCUCGUCGACCGUUGCCAGGCGCAUCACCCAUGAACGAGACGCCGCCGCCGAAGCAGCACACCCCUCAGCAGCAACCACCGGCAUCGUGGCCCGCUGAGCACGACGCAUACCACACCCCACCACCGAACCCACACUCGUCCAGCUCCAACAUGCAGCAGUACAACGAGCAUAGCUUCGAUAUGUCAUAUGCUGCCCCUAAGCCCUACGAGGUGAAGCCCAGUGAUGCGCACUCGGGGCAUCGCGCCAUAUCACAGGAUAAUCUCAGAGCAACCCGCCGCCAAUCUUAUAAUCCUCCACCCGAGCUAGCACACUCCUACUCCGCACCGGCAGUUCCACAUGCAUAUGAACAAGAGCCAAUCCAGGACCCAUAUCAUCCAGAUCAGGCGUAUUCAAACCCCCAUACACCUCAGCAGCCUGAUAUGCAUGCGAGGGACGCCGCCCAGGAUCCAUCGUACCACGUCGAGCCUCUACGGUUGAGCAGAAACUCUCGGAGCCAGGAGCCGAUCGCACCCCACGAACAAUUUAAUUCGCCGAAUGGAUACGGCGACGCACAAAGCCCCUAUGGGCAUCAGUAUCCGUCGCACGGACGAAGGGCAAGUGCGAUGCAGCCCACGGUGGAAGACGAAGAUCACGAUCUUCCGCCACCACCCCCAGUGCACCGAAAGGAUGCAAACACUCUGCCGCAACCGCAGCACCAGCCUCAAGAUUACCGUGGUGACGCACCUGCUCCGUUAAACACCUCGCGGUAUAGGGAGGAGCCAAGCCAGUAUGGGUACGACGCGUCGCUGCAAUCUUAUGGAACCAAUGAAUAUCACCAAAUCGUGCCACAAGAGCGUCGGUAUACCCAUCCACGCCCCGUGAGCCGGCCGGUGUCCCGGGAUACUAUGGCGCCUUCCCCGCUCCGCAGCGAGACCGCUAUGAUCCCAGCGAGUCUGGUGCCUGGGCUCGACGCACGGCACAGUAGAGACUUGACUAACUACCAAGCACCACCGCCUUCGUAUGAACAGCCGUCCCGUACGAGGCAGAUGUCGGAGCCGGACCACCGCAAUCCUCCACAGUACGACGGAAGACCCCAUCCGUUGGCUCAUCACCAGUCUGCAAUCGACUCGUCGCAAUACUACCCCCAUGCACCGCCAGAAGAGCCGCGCCGCAGAUCGCCUGUACAUGACAUAACGCCUGUCAGACCUCGCGCUAUCAGCCCUUCGGUCAGUCCCAGCAACGCUCAUAGUCCGGUCAACGAUCGUUCGUCGCGCCUUCCUCAGCGAAGCAUGCCAACCAGGAAGUCGGUAUCGCCCCGCCCGCCUCCUUCGUCUGACGAAAAACAAGAACGUCGGUUAUCAGCCGUGCCUUUUGAUCCAGACAGCUUCGAUGUCUAUAACCCGAACGCGAAGUCUUCCUCGUCAGACCCUGAUCGUCCUGGCAGUAGUAUGGAGAUGAACGACCAGGGGCAGGUAGUCACGUUUAGUGGGCGUGUCAUCGAUGCUUCCGAUCAUCUACCCAUUGACAGCUGGGCGCCAGAACCAGAACGCAAGCCAACAGAAAAAGUGCGACCGGUUCGUUCGCGGGCUGCUCUUAACGGAGCACGAGACAUUGAAGCAGCUGCUCAACGCGAGGAACGUUACCGCAGAGAACGAGCAGACCGGGACCGGAUCCGGGAUGCAGCCAAUGUGACGUUUGGCGCUCCUGCCAACAGCCCCAGCAAUGCCCUCGUGACCUCGCGCCACAACUUCAACGAUCAUAGCUACAACGACCACAUCCACAACGAUUACAACUCACCCGUCAACGCUGGUGCUUUGGUGCUGGCCGACCGUGAUGCAACGCCACCUUCCAGCGGGCGCAACAGGCUGCAGAAACGAGGCAACCGCCCCAUGUCCACUUCGACGUACGACUCUCCGCCAGCGCAUUCACCGAGCCAUAUUCCCAUGCCAAGCACAAAUGUCCUGCGCGAGCGUGAGAACGUCGGUGGCUACGGCAGCAGUCCCGGCUACGGCAGCGGUCGCCAUUCUGGAGCGCCGCCAAUACCCGCGAAGAUCCCGCUGGAGCAUGGUGGCGAGGACAUGGCGCUCAGUCUGGAGCUGCAGAGCAUCGAUAUCGGCCCUGGUAGUGCGGGUCGCAGAACGAGAGGCACCACGAGGAGAAAUUAUGGAUUCUAAGCAUAUCAAGAAGACCGUCGAUCGUGAAAUAAAUGAUUGCUUAAUCCGUAAGUCCCAGUCUCCUACUCACGGAUUCGGCGGCGUUUUUGUAUUAUAUAGACUUUUACGGAAGGAUGGGACGGAUGGGAGGCUUGGAUACUUCACCCUUCAUGGUAAGAUGAGACCCAAGAGUCUGCUUCUUGGCUUUUAGGCAUUUACACAUACCUCUAUGGAUACCACGAUACAUUUCUUAUGCACUCAAUGCAAGCUCUUCUUCCC
Molecule: messenger RNA, 3399 nt
Organism: Paraphaeosphaeria sporulosa
Lineage: Eukaryota; Fungi; Ascomycota; Dothideomycetes; Pleosporales; Didymosphaeriaceae
Exons: 2
Coding region: 259-3141 (960 amino acids)
Source: RefSeq, a predicted model, not a curated record